Porites lobata is the source of this 693-nucleotide messenger RNA. The record is from the annotation of a GenBank genome assembly. Lineage: Eukaryota; Metazoa; Cnidaria; Anthozoa; Scleractinia; Poritidae.
AUGAAGACCAUUGUGUUGCCAGUUAAAGACCGACAUGGGUGGGAAGUGGCAUCUGAAGAUGGAAACCAUGUUUACCAAGUGCACAAAAUUAAUGAACAUUGUCCAGAAAGUCACUGCAGUUUAAAGUGUCAUUCCUGCAAAGAAACAUGCCUGCACACCUUUUCCUGCACUUGCAUAAACAGUCUUAUGCAUGGAACCAUAUGCAAACACAUACACAAGGUAUCCAUGAAUUUAGCAGAAACUACUGGCAACAUUAAUUAUGGACCUUCUGCUUUAUACACAUCAGAAAAUCAAGGUCAUGAUUUGCAUGAAUCUGACUAUGCAAGUGAAGUCAAAGAGUUGGUAUCAGAGAUUAAGCGCUGCAGUACAGCACAAUGUGAUGUUGCUGCUUUGCAAGUGAAGGUAAGAGGAAAACUUUUACAACUGUUGAAUGAAGUUGAACAUUGCACUAAUAAGGAGGCUCUCCUUGAACUGGACAAAGGACUAUCUGCAAAGCAUUUCCUUUUUGAAUCUAUGCAGAAAUCCACCCCAGCAAAUCUGAUCCUCAAACAAAAUGGUCCAGCCAACAAGAACAUGGACAGACAGAGGCAGUUCUUCUCCAACAAGAGAAAGAGGAAAAGGCAGGACAAUAUUAGGUACUCAAAGCCAACACGGGAAGAGAAAGAAAACCUGUUCAGGAGCAGAGGUCAGUAA